Messenger RNA from Vitrella brassicaformis, 1313 nucleotides. Lineage: Eukaryota; Vitrellaceae. The record is from the annotation of a GenBank genome assembly.
CGCUUUGCUGCUUCUCACCAGUGAAUGAAUGAACGUAUGUGUCCCUCCAUCAAUCCAUCGUCUGUCUGUGUAUCGCUCGCUCAGCCAGCGGCCAUCCAUCUCUCUGCUCCACACCACCUCUCUCACGGCUCACACAUCAACGUUGUCUCCGCUCACGGCCGCACGGCCAUCUACCUAUGCCUGUCUGUCUAGAUAGAUCUACAGCCGUCCGUCACUCGAAUGUGCAGUCAGAUCAGAGAGACGGCUCCCCUCCCCCUUUACGACAAAUAAACAAAUGCACACCACACCAGCUGCCAACUGGCUCUCAGUCAAUAAAGAGAUCAGCGUCUAAGUGAGUCAGCCAGUCAGUCAGUCAGUUAGUCAGUCAGUCAGUCUGCACAAGAACAGCCACGCCCCAUCCCUCCCUCCCCACAGCCUAUCUAUCGCUUCCUCCCCGCAUCUUUGCUGGGAGAAUGCACCUCGGCUGACGAUGACGAUGACGACGACGGCUCAGACAAGCACUUAGGGGAGAAAUCCGCUGUGAUGGUGGCCGACGCUCUGUGCGCGUACACACAGGCAAAGCAGCCAAUGGCACGCAGACACUGACUGAUGAGUUAGUCGACUUGUUUUGGUCUGUUGGUGCUUGCGCUCACCCACCCUUUGUUCUCAUGUUUGAAGAAACUGCCGACAGCCCUCACAGCGUCCAACAUCGGGUCUGCAGCAACACGUCCAACACGCCACGCACACAGCCAUGCAAAGGUCCAGGCAUCCAGGCAGGCAGGCAGGCAUCCAGGCCGAUGCACACACACUACACGACUCCGUCCGUUUGAUGUCCCCACUCACUUGGCUGGUGGAUCCUGAUGACGAUGGGGUUGUCGGGCGUGCCCUCCCUCACGAAGACGUCCUUGACCUUUACGUCCGGGAAGGAGCCGAGGCCAUAGUUGAUGCCCUCCUCCCACGCAGUAUGCCCCUCGCCGCAAUACGUGAAGGCCGGCGCCACGUCUUUGGUGAUAGAUCUCUGGUGUCCACACCUGAGCCUUGACGUGCCCGAAGACUGAGGAGAAUUGACAAUACAGACAGACAGUCCGUGUAAAUCCCCCACUCACUGCCUGCGCUCACCGUCGGCAGCGAGAUCGACGAGGUCUGUGUUGUCCGUGUAGGGCACAGAGAAGCGAGGCACCAGGCGGAAUGGCGUCUUCACCAGGCGGCUUUCCUGUUGAACCUCCGCCCACUUACGAUGCUCCUCCAUCCUGUGGGCUUUCCCUCGACGCUCUCUCCGCCAGCUGAAACAUCCAACACCGUUUUGUGAAAGAUCUCCGUUUCUGACGAGAAAG